AUGAACGAAGAGGGAGGAAGGGAAGUGGGUGUACCAUUACCGGAGGGAGACAACGACGACCUUGGACACGAUUUUCCGACUGCCCAUAAUAAUGGUGUCCACAUGUCGAUCGCCACCUUCGUUGAUAACAACAGUGGCGGAGAUUGGUUUUGGUGGCUUAAGGCGGCGCCAAGGGGCUGGUGGCGGCUAGAGGUGAGUGGGUAUAAGGGUGGAGGCUGUGAGAAUGUUGUAGGGUUAGGGUUUACGAUUGAUAUGCAAGGGAAAGAGAGAUUUAGGGCUAAAAUAAAAUAG
Messenger RNA from Lactuca saligna, 291 nucleotides. The record is from the annotation of a GenBank genome assembly. Lineage: Eukaryota; Viridiplantae; Streptophyta; Magnoliopsida; Asterales; Asteraceae.